UGACAAUUUAUUGGAUUUAAAUCAUACCAUUUCAUUGUAAUUUGUAUUUUUUAUUUACUAUUGAUUCUAAAAUCGCAUUGGUUUAAAGACAAAACCUUAAAUUCUUAAAUUGUAAUGCUAACUUUAAGUGAUAUCUAAAAUGUUUUCCUUAAAAAAUCAGUUAGAAUUGAGAAAAGUAACAAUAUCCAGUUUAUUGACAUGCAUUUACUUACCAAGUAUAGUCACCGUUGUAUCAUUUAAGGGAUUACUAUAUUCAGUUGGAAACGGCUCAUCUUUCUAUAUUUUAGUGCUAAUAUUCCUGGCCGAAUUGUUGAAGUCAUUUUAUUUAAACGCUUCAAACGAUAUACAAGCAAAACGAAGCAAAGGAAACAGGAUUAAAGUUAGUGACAUUUUGAGAUCGUUUAUAUUCUUGCUAGUGACUUUAUUCAGUUUCUUUAUUGGUAUAAUGCUCUUCGGAGCGCCAAUACUCGAUUGUCAUGAAGAGACGUUAAUGUUAUCGAGUUUAAUGACGUUGCUGACAGUAUUCCCGCUGAUAGCUCACUCCGGCGUGGAAGCGUCAAUGCAACAGCUUUUCGGGAUGAAGAAUUACGGAAGAGACAGUAUUACAGAGAUGCUAGUCAAUAAUUCCAUUAUGACGGUGUGCGGGGCGUGGAUAGGCGCGGUGGUGAUACCUCUGGACUGGAACACACCAUGGCAACAGUGGCCCAUUCCAUGUUACCUGGGCGCCAUCAGUGGAUAUUUACUCUCAAAUGUACUUACAGUGUUUAAAGUAAUACUAAUGUCUGCAGCACAGAAAUAUCCAGUAAUCAAUUUUAUAGUAAAUUUUUUAAAUACUCGUCACCAUGUUAAGUAAUUAUUAUAAUAAAGUAUUUAUUUUAGAAA
Messenger RNA from Achroia grisella, 882 nucleotides. RefSeq names its product phosphatidylinositol-glycan biosynthesis class F protein (gene PIG-F). The transcript has a single exon. Gene Ontology annotation, cellular component: endoplasmic reticulum membrane. NCBI's taxonomy places the organism in Eukaryota, Metazoa, Arthropoda, Insecta, Lepidoptera, Pyralidae. The record is from RefSeq and is a predicted model, not a curated record. Bases 140 to 853 code for a protein of 237 amino acids. Gene Ontology annotation, biological process: GPI anchor biosynthetic process.